GUUGAUUUUCGGUAUGCGGUGCGUCAAGAAAAGUGGCAACCGCCUUCCAGGGUGUUGGAUGUCAAAAAAAUAUGCUCAGUUGUCGAAGAGUUGAUUUUUAGUCUAAAUUUUGCGGCAAUCGGAAUUAAAAGACAAUGAAAUCGUCAAAAAGAGGUAAAAGACCAGACACCAGGAAAUUAGGACCCCCUUCUCAUCUAGCCACUCUCCACCAACGCCUCUACCAUGGAUUAAACCUUGGCUUCAGGUAUUCCAAAGACAAAGAAAAGGAAUGGUACACCAAUGAUGUUGAGAUACAAAGGCUUGUAGUUCGAUCAAUAUCUUCUUUUCUUGAUGGUGUUUCUCCAGAGACAUGGCAAAUGCCUAUUGUAAAGGAUUCAAUUCCUGAUGUUGUUAGAGCAAUUGUAGGUAUUCUUCAAUCCUUAAAUGAAGUUGUUCUUGCAAUGGGAUCAGAAGUUGCGGUGAAGUUGGUUAGUAUUGUGCCUACUUCGAUGUUGCGGCCACACUUCAGUCAUCUUAGUCAUUCUUUGGCACCCUUAUUAUCGAACCAUCAAUCUCAGGUUGCUAUUAUGAGUGCAACUGCUCUAAAAUUUAUCGUGUCAAAUCUUGGAGCCAAGAAAGAGAAAGAAGUGUGGGAGAUUCUGGAGAAACAUGAUACAGUUACUCAAGUGAUUGGUAACUUGAGAGAUUUUUCUGAUAAAGCUGGGCCCAUUGAACAUCUCCUAGUGAUGGCUUCUCUCCUGAGUUCCGUGAUGCAGCUGUGGCCCCAUGCAAGAUAUCCUGUUUGGAAUGAUGCCAAAUUGAAGGAAGUAAUGGAGAUAUUCUGCAGCAAACCUGACACUACCGUCAAAGUUGCAAUUUUGCAUUUAUAUUCAGCUUUAGCUCUAUGUGCUAAUGGAGCACAAAAGCUUCUGGAAAAUGGGGAUGUUCUCGUACAAACAGUUGUGCAGUGCAUGGGCGAAUCUCAACCUCACUCUGUUCGGAUUUCAGCGUUCAAGUUUGCACAAUAUCUAAUGGCCACUAAGAAACUGAGUUCCGAAAUGUUGGAUUUUUCUUGUGAACCUAUAGUCAGGUCUAUUAUCCGUACUUUGACUGUUUCGAGCGUGCAUCAUGGGGAAUUUUCUAAUCAGGAAGAGUCUUUGAUGUUGGAAGCUACUCGUUUGGCAUUAAUUACUCGGUGGCCAGGAAAGCAUCAUGAUUAUUUUUGGAUGUUUAGAGUUGAGAAAGUCCUCCUACGACUAUUGAUGUACAACUUCAAUACCCUCCAGCCACAACAGUCAUGGUCAGUUGAGGAUCGUAUAGCGGUGGCGAGAGAGGUUUUGGAUGCUAACCUUCUUCUGGAUUUGAGACCUUUUGUUUGGGAGAUUAUAGGAUGGCUUUCAGCUCAGCGUGAGGAAGAUUACAGUCCCCACAAGUAUGAGAAUGAUCAUUGUGUCAGUCUACUUGUUACUACAGCAUGUCUGGCCUUCGUGGACUCAUUAGGCAGAGAGCGCCUACUUUGUCAGGCUGAUCGGACAUAUAAAUUUAGGAGUGUAUCAGCAGCAAAAGCCACUUUGAUGAUGAUGUAUUCUCCAUGCAAGUAUAUUGCAUCAGAAGCAAGAUUGGUGCUUUUAGAAGCAUUCAGGUUUGACGGUGAGGAAUAUCUAAAGCAGCUACUACAUCCUCUGAAUUUCGUUUACUCUGGUGACAAUUCUGUGGCGCCUGAUAAAUUUCAAAUACUAAUUAGCCUGAUAGGUUUGACAUGCUAUUCUGGAUUGCCUCACUUCUAUAGACGCGUUGUGACAAAUGGAGGAAUUAAAACUCUGUUGACUUUUAUUAGAUGGUGGUUAGACAAUGCUUCCCAUACUGACAAGGUCGGCUCGACCUCUCAUUUAAGAGUUACAUCUAUAGAGAGAACUUGUUGUAGAAUCGACGUAGAAGAUUGGGAAGGCAAUGAAAUUCACUUGCUUCUGGCUCUGUGGAGUUUAGCUGAACUGAUCAACUGUCACGAAACUGAAGGGCAUGCAUUAGAUGUUUUUGCCGGGCAGAAAGUUUACAAGAAGGAACAGUUUCUCCAAGAUAUCCUGGAUAUUUCUGUUGAUACUACCUCUACCGGACUAAGAUGGUAUUGUUCAUACCUUCUUAGCUUCUUUGGGUUCUAUGGUUUUCCCAGUAAACUGGGUACAAGAAUAGCGUCAUUUCGUGAGACAGACCAUGGAGAUAUGCGUCUGGUCCUUCGAGAUGGGCAGUAUCUAAGUGUUCAUCAGGUCAUUCUUCUCAGUCGAUGUCCAUCGUUACUUCCACCUGUAGGUCCUUCAGAUGAAGAGAAACUGUCCAGGUCCAAUGAUUUUCCAGCAAGAGAAGUUACUGAUAAAUGUAAAAGGACCGAGAAGGAAGUUACUCUAUCUGCACAAGUCGACCAACAAGCACUUUCCACAUUAUUUGACUAUAUAUACUCUGGCUAUCUGCGAGCUGAAGGAGUCAUUGUGAAAAAGUUAAGAAUGCUAGCAAAGCAUUGCAAUUUACAACCUCUACUACAGCUUCUAAGUAGAAGAAGGCCAAAGUGGGCUGCUCUUAUGCCCGCUUUUGAUCUUUCAACAACUCUCAGACACGUCGGACAUGAAUUUUCAGAUAUCAUCUUGGAAUCUGAAUCAGCUGAAAGUACAGGAUGGACCUGCAGCUCCUGUUCUUUUUCUUUGUCUCACAUCCAUGCUCACAGGGUUAUUUUAAGCUCAAGUUGUGAUUACAUGCGGGCUUUAUUUCAAUCUGGGAUGCAAGAAAGUUGUUCGCAGUCCCUUAAAGUACCCGUCAGUUGGAAAGCUCUAUGCAAGUUAGUUAUGUGGCUGUAUUCUAAUGAGGUACCCAAACCAGUUUGUGGCUGUUUAUGGGCUAAUAUGGAUGUAAAGGAUAAGAUUUCUGAGCUGCAGCCUUACAUAGAGCUUUGUUGGCUCGCUGAAUACUGGUUUUUGAAUGAUGUUCAUAAUGAGUGUUCAAAAGUGAUCACAUCUUCCUUGGAUUCACCAGUGUUGGCAAUUGAAGUAAUCCAACUUGCUGCUAAAUUCUCACAAUGGGAAUUGGUUGAUAUUGCAGCAAACAGGAUUGCUCCUGUUUACCGUAAUCUACACAGUUCUGGUGCACUCGAUGUUUUGGAUGAAGCACUUGUUGAGUUGAUUCGGUUAGCUGCUGUUAGACUAUCACAGGAGUGAUUGGAGUGAUUAUGUAUUUACUGCAUGCGAGUUCGUCUGCUGAUCAAAAUUAGUGGCUUACUUCUAUAGUGAUCAUUGUCCGAUUUUUCGGAAAUCUGUCCUCUGCUUCAGUUAUUGAGAUAAUUUUUAUUUGCCUGGUCGUCUUCAGUCUAUAGGGUGCAGUUCUUGUUGGACACGCCGAGUCAGGCCACACAGCUUUUGGCGACUGGCUUCAUUGGUAGAAAAAAAAAGAGAAAGUUCAAGAGUAGAAGAAGAAUUAAGAAUACUUUGAUAGGUUUAUAUAGAAAAACAGUUUCAUGUUCUUGUACCAGUUUUGGCUCUAAAUAUAAACAGACGGGAAAAUGGGAAAUGCUUUUGAAUUAUCCCAAUAAAAACUAUGGUUUUUUCAUGAAA
Spinacia oleracea (spinach) is the source of this 3575-nucleotide messenger RNA. RefSeq names its product BTB/POZ domain-containing protein At1g04390. The coding region runs from base 135 to 3182 and encodes 1015 amino acids. The transcript has 8 exons. Gene Ontology annotation, molecular function: protein binding. NCBI's taxonomy places the organism in Eukaryota, Viridiplantae, Streptophyta, Magnoliopsida, Caryophyllales, Amaranthaceae. The record is from RefSeq and is a predicted model, not a curated record.